Molecule: messenger RNA, 3634 nt
Organism: Pangasianodon hypophthalmus (striped catfish)
Lineage: Eukaryota; Metazoa; Chordata; Actinopteri; Siluriformes; Pangasiidae
Product: scavenger receptor cysteine-rich type 1 protein M130-like
Cellular component (GO): membrane
Source: RefSeq, a predicted model, not a curated record
GGAAACAGUGUGCCAUGAUAGCUGGGAUAUGAGAGAAGCUGCAGUGGUGUGUAGAGAGCUGCGCUGUGGGGAGCCUGUAAAUGUGCGGUAUGGUGCUCACUUUGGACGAGGAUCAGGACCAAUCUGGAUGGAUGAUGUGGACUGUAGAGGAUCAGAGUCGACACUGAACUGUAGCUCAGCAGAGUGGGGGAAAAAUAACUGUGGUCAUGGUGGUGAUGCUGGAGUCACCUGCUCAGAAAAUGAACCUGAUGACGCCAUUACAACUGAUCAGCAGACAGUUAUACAGACAGACAGUGUGAGGUUGGUGAAUGGUGGAAGUCGCUGUGCUGGGAGAGUGGAGGUUCUUCAUGAUGGACAGUGGGGAACAGUGUGUAGUUCUGCCUGGGAUAUGAAAGAUGCUGCAGUGGUGUGUAGAGAGCUGCACUGUGGGGAGCCUGUAGAUCUGCGGUAUUGGGCUGAGUUUGGACGAGGAUCAGGAGAAAUCUGGAUAUAUGAUUUGUACUGUAGAGGAUCAGAGUCGACACUGAACAACUGUAGCUCACGAGGGGGACAUUACUGUAGUCAGACUCUUGAUGCUGGAGUCAUCUGCUCAGGUGAAAAGCCGAGACUCACUGCUGGUCCUUACCCAUGCUCUGGGAGACUGGAGGUGCUUCAUGGAGGUUCCUGGUCCACAGUGUGUGAUGCUGACUUUGACCAGCAGGAUGCAGAGGUUGUGUGUCGAGAGCUGGGCUGUGGGAUUCCUGUGGAGGUGCUGGGAUCAGCUGCUUUUGGCCGAGGGGAGGGUCAGGUGUGGACAGAGGAGCUUCAGUGUAGAGGCAACGAAUCUGAGAUUGCCUUCUGUCCAAAAUCAUCUUCACUCAAACACUCAAACUGCUCCCAUGACAAAGAUAUGGGAUUAAUAUGUUCUGGUCACACAGAGGCUCGGCUGGUGAACGGAUCGGACUCCUGUUCUGGUCGAGUGGAGCUCCAGUACCUCAGUGAGUGGGGCACAGUUUGUGCUGUAGGCUGGGAUAUGAGAGCUGCAGAUGUUCUCUGUGCACAGCUGGAUUGUGGGAGUGCUGUGGCUGUGGUGGAGGUGGACUGGUUUGGGGAGGGGAGUGGCCACAUCUGGGCUGAUGUGUUUGAUUGUCAGGGGAAGGAGACACACCUAUCACAAUGUGGCAUCUCAUCAUGGAGUCGAGCUGCAUGCUCUCACAAACACGAUGCUGGAGUCAUUUGUAAUGGAUCAUCCGUGGCGUUUCAUGAGGGGCGAGUGAGGUUGUCUGGAGGGAGCAAGUGUCAGGGGGAGGUGGAGAUUUAUUUCAGGCAGGACUGGAGGAGAGUUCUCCUGGACUCGUGGAGUCUGUCUGAGGCGUCUGUGCUCUGCAGACAGCUGGGCUGUGGCUCCGUGCUGAACUACCGCUCCUCUCCAUCCACCACUGAACACAAACACAUGUGUGUAACGGGUUUCAGCUGCUCUGGGAGUGAAGCUCAUCUGGGGAACUGCAGCAGUGCACAACCUGUCAACUGCAGCUCCGGGGAACAGCUGUACAUCACCUGCUCAGGUAUCUUUAACCCCGCCCACAGCUCCAUCAGGCUGGUUGGUUCUGGGGGAGACUGUGCAGGAAGGCUGGAGGUUUUCCACAGCGGCUCGUGGGGGACAGUGUGUGAUGACUCGUGGGAUAUUGAGGAUGCGCAGGUGGUGUGCAGACAGCUGCAGUGUGGAGAGGCCCUCAGUACCCACAUACCAGCCUGGUUUGGUCCUGGAACUGGGUCCAUAUGGCUGAAUGAGGUGGAGUGUGAGGGGAACGAGACAUCCCUGUGGAACUGCAGAUUUCAGCUGUGUGAAGAGGGAGAAUGUGGACACCAUGAGGACGUAGGAGUCGUGUGCUCAGAGUUUAAAGAGAUCCGACUCACGGAGGGCUGUGAGGGGAAUCUGGAAGUGUUCUACAAUGGAACCUGGGGUAAUGUGUGUCACAAUCAGAUGGAUGAUGAGACAGUAAACAUGGUGUGUCGAGAGCUGAACUGUGGAAGAAGUGGCAGUCUGUCAAACGCUGAAGCACGAGUAAAAUCUGCUCCUAACUGGCUGGAUUAUCUGAAGUGUAGGAAACACGACUCUAAUCUGUGGCAGUGUCCAUCUUCACCCUGGGGACAGAACAGAUGUGAUAAUCGUGAUGAGGUGGCUCGUAUUACCUGCACAGAUGAUGGAAAGUCUCUACGUACACAAGAAAAGUGCUCUUCAUUUCCCUCUCAGAAACACUGCUCAAAGCACUGGUCUCUCAGGCUGAGUGGAGGAAAGGGAAGCUGCUCUGGGAGGUUGGAGGUGUAUCAUAACGCUACGUGGGGCUCCGUUUGUGAUGAUCAGUGGAACAUCAGGAACGCUCAGGUGGUGUGCAGACAGCUGGGCUGUGGGUCGGCGCUGAGUGCUGAUAGGAAUGUUACGUUUGGUGCUGGUGAAGGGACUAUCUGGCUGAACAGAGUGAAGUGUCGAGGGGAUGAGAUUCACCUGUGGGACUGUCAUCAUUCCCUGAAGAAACACACUGACUGCUCUCAUGCUGGAGUCACCUGUGCAGACAUAUCCACUGUGUCCACUACUGCUACACCCACCACAACAACCACCACAACACCCACCACCACAACCACCACCAAAUCAGUAAGAGCCGCUUCAAAUCCUACAUCACCUGGAGCUCCAUCCACCCCUCCACUGGUUCUCGUUGUGUUGGGAACGCUGCUCUUCCUGGCCUUAGUGCUUCUGCUGGUACUGUUUUACCAGAACAGAGUGCUCAGGAGAGUUGUCUCUAAGAGGAGGCGUAAGACUCAGCCUGAGGCAGUCUAUGAGGAGAUCAACCACAGACACAUCACUUGAAGAAGCACGAGCUCCAGUCAAAGAGGAAGUCUCCUCUCUGAAGAACAGCAUUCUGGGUAUGAGCAUGUAGAUGGUGAGCUUCUCUCAGGAAGUCUCCUCUCUGAAGAACAGCAUUCUGGGUAUGAGCAGGUGGAUGAUGAGCUUCUCUCAGUAAAGUCUGGGAUUGGAGAAAAGGCUGAGUAUUAUGAUGAUGUCAUCGACACCAGUGACUUCAUAAGUGAUGCAGGAAGAGUUGACCCACCAGAGGACUACGAUGAUGCCGUCACUGCUGGACCGAUCCCUGAUAACGUGGAUGGGGAUGAAGCAGAGAAUUAUGAUGACGCCAUUACAGCUGAUCAGAAGUCAGUUAUACUGACAGAGGACGUGUCCGAGAACUAUGAUGAUGCAGUUACCAUGGAAACAAACCCAAACAUCAUCACGGACAGUCCAGAAGAUUAUGAUGAUGUCAUCACUGAGGAACAGGAUGUAGGAGAAACAGAAGAAUAUGAUGAUGUGGAGGAGAAAUCUCAGAAAGACAGGGACCAUGUGACUGAGACACGCCACCAAAGGCCUUUUCUCAGGAAAUUACACUUUUUUAAACGCAAAAAAUGAUUUUAUUUUACAAUAAAAUGUCAUGUUUUCUUUCAAAAAUGUCAUGUUUUCUGAACUGUGUUCAUUUUCUCCCUAGUUAUUAGCAAAUAGAGUAGGGAGAGUUAAAUCACCUUUCAUAUUACCUAAUGCAAUGUCUCCAGCUUUUCUUUUACAACACUUUUUAUUUCUUAAAACAUCACUUGUUUAUUAUUAUUAUUU